This is a messenger RNA of Nicotiana tabacum (common tobacco), 919 nucleotides long. Its product is annotated as peroxidase 29-like. The record is from RefSeq and is a predicted model, not a curated record. Gene Ontology annotation, molecular function: heme binding; peroxidase activity. Gene Ontology annotation, biological process: hydrogen peroxide catabolic process; response to oxidative stress. Lineage: Eukaryota; Viridiplantae; Streptophyta; Magnoliopsida; Solanales; Solanaceae.
UCUAAUACUUGAUUGAUCUUCAAUCAGUUGUUUUAGCCCUGUAAUUUCCUGAUGUUUGGUUUUUUGCAGGGUUGCGAUGGUUCAGUAAUGCUGAGUUAUUCAAAUGGUUCGAUAACAGAAACAGAGUCAGACAUGAACUUUGGAGUACGCAAACUUGACUUAAUAGAUGGAAUAAAGAGAUCUUUGGAGAGAAUUUGCCCUCAAACUGUUUCUUGUGCUGAUAUCAUUCAGUUAGCAGCUCGUGAUGGUGUACAUCUGGCAGGAGGACCUUAUAUAGAGAUUUUGACCGGACGAAGAGAUGGUAAAUUGUCAAGCAAGGAGAGAGCUGAUAAACAGCUUCCAGCUGCAGACAUUUCUGUUGACAAAUUCAUUAAAAAUUUCCAGCAGAAGAAUAUCACUCUCCAAGAAGGAGUAGCCCUUAUUGGGGCACACACGCUAGGCAUUAGCCAUUGCCGGAACUUUGAGAAGCGAUUGCAACCUACAGAGGAUCCUACAUUGUCAACAUCAUUCAAACUCACUUUACUGGUGAUUUGCAGCAAUCCAUUUUUAUCUAAUGUCACUUUUGCAACCAAUGAUGCUACUACUUUUGCAUUUGAUAAUCGUUACUUCAAUGCAAUACUUAAUGGAAGAGGACUACUCAAGAUUGAUUCUGAGAUUUCAAGUGAUCAAAGAACAAAACCUUAUGUCCUUGGAUUUGCAAGCGAUCAGCAGCAGUUUUUUAACAGCUUUACAUCAGGAUUCUUAAAACUCUCGAGCCAUAAAGUUUUGCUAGGGAAAGAAGGAGAAAUUCGCAAGGACUGUAGGUUUGUGAAUAAUUGAAUAAGAUUUGUGUUGUUGCUCAUCUUGUCAGCAAAUCAGCAAUCAAUAAACCUAAAUUUACAUAUGUAGGACAAAAAAUUUAAGUUUUCUUUCAAUCCAA